AUGUCGUGGGCUCUGGUGGACUUUAGCUGUGUCCGAUACUCUCCCGUAGAGGGCACACACUACUUCCACGACCCCGCAUAUCCUUCCUCGAUACAGUUUCUCCUCUCUGGCCGCUGGGAGCCCUGGGACAUUAGCUAUGUCAAGUACAAGGCUCGGGAUCCAGACAUUCGACGCGUUGCUGAGGAAGCCGAGACGCGACUCGCUCGGGAUCCAUAUUCCAAAUAUUCUCCGUGGCCGUCUCCACCUCCUUCAACGGGUCCGCCACCACUGACUUCAGCCUAUCCUCACAGUCAACCUCCACCAGUACUAAUCAAGCAACCUGUGGCUGAUCUGGUGACCCCUUCGCCGUCCACUGUGGCUGAGCAUGCCGUUUCAGCGUCGCCACGCGACCACAGUACGCCUCCAUUACCAAACACUUCCACUAGUUAUGCAUCUCCCUAUGGAAGUCGGUCUGUAGUACAGAAUGGUGCAAAUCAGGCUCCUGCUGGUCCUCCAAACUUUGUUCCGCUGGCUCCGAUACACAACAGCCAUGCAAAUGGCCACCCGUCACCUCCUCAACAUGCAGAAGUUCCAUGUGAUCCUACGCUUCGGGAUCCAUCAUCAAAACCAGUACUACCAGCCCAGACAAUUCUUUCACGCACCAGAGAAACUAAGAUCCUACUCUCAAUCGACGGUGACGGUAUCAGAGGACUGUCUGCCUUACUCUUGGUCGAAUCACUUGUUAAUGCAAUCUGUGUCAAAGUCGGGCAGCGCUUAGACAGCCACCAAAUCUUUGACUUGACGGGAGGAUGCUCUCUGGGAGGAAUUAUAGCCAUUAUGCUGUGCCGGCUUCGGAUGCAGGCCCACCGAGCUAGGGAAGCCUAUAAGCAGAUUGCGAAGCAGGUCUUUGCAAACAAGAGGGAUUAUUUCAAGUACUUGGAUCCCCAUGCACAAGUACGAAGUGUUGAUGAUAGUGCGCUGGAAGAUGCGAUCAAGAGUGUUGUCCGACAGGAGCUGGGCAACCCAGACGAGAUUCUGCUCGACGGACGACCGGAUUCGGGCGAUGUAUUUGCCAUUACAACACAAAUGGAUAUCGGCACCAACCGAGCAGCACUAAUACGUUCAUACCAAACACGGCGCAUCACAGGCCCAGAUCUGGAACCAGACAUGCCUAUAUGGCAAACAAUGAAAGCCACUUCAGCAGCCCCAAGAUACAUCCAAUCCGAAAAAGCUGUGCCACAACGCUUCGUAAUAGAAAAAGGCCUAGUCGACCACGGCACCACCAAGAACAACCCCGUCCGCGACAUCCUCUACGAAUGCCGCAAGCUCUUCCGCUACGCAAACGACAUGAUGAUCAUCGUCUCGGUCGGCACAGGCGUCGGCCUCGACCGCAGCCGCGAAAUCCCCGAAAUGGCAAAUAGCGUCGAAGACCGCAAGGCCGAAGCUCGCGGCUGGGGCGAACGCUUCGAAGCCGAUCACGCUGCUCUCAUCGAACGCAACUGGAUGAAGUAUUUCCGCUUCGAUGUCACAGGCCUUGAAGAUGUUCCGCUGGAGGAAUGGAGCCAUGAGGAUAUCAUCAAGGAGAAGACGUCGGCAUAUCUGGCGCAACCGGAUGUGUGCCAGAGGUUUUAUGCCUGUGUUGAUGCUAUUGCGGCAUUACUACUUGGUCCAUAG
Bipolaris victoriae FI3 is the source of this 1653-nucleotide messenger RNA. RefSeq lists its product as hypothetical. Gene Ontology annotation, biological process: arachidonate metabolic process. Lineage: Eukaryota; Fungi; Ascomycota; Dothideomycetes; Pleosporales; Pleosporaceae. The transcript has 4 exons. Bases 1 to 1653 code for a protein of 550 amino acids. The record is from RefSeq and is a predicted model, not a curated record. Gene Ontology annotation, cellular component: membrane.